Molecule: messenger RNA, 253 nt
Organism: Amoebophrya sp. A120
Lineage: Eukaryota; Dinophyceae; Syndiniales; Amoebophryaceae
Source: the annotation of a GenBank genome assembly
GAGCUAUUCCACUUCCUCGUGGGCCGCAGCCGCUCUUUAUUCCUAUGCGCAGGGUGUAGAAGAAGAAGAAGAAGUCGGAUCUCGCUGAAGAACAAACGUUUCGAAUUUAUUAAAAGUCGGUCGCUGAAUUUUUUAUACGAUUUCCCACGAAACAAGACAAGUGCGUGAAGAUCGGUAGCCGUAGCGACGCAAUUCCAAGUUCAUUGAAGGCAUAAAGGGUCGACGUGAUGAAGUAAGUAGAUAAUCAUUGAAG